Messenger RNA from Gloeophyllum trabeum ATCC 11539, 675 nucleotides. RefSeq lists its product as uncharacterized. The record is from RefSeq and is a predicted model, not a curated record. The transcript is spliced from 4 exons. NCBI's taxonomy places the organism in Eukaryota, Fungi, Basidiomycota, Agaricomycetes, Gloeophyllales, Gloeophyllaceae. Bases 106 to 402 code for a protein of 98 amino acids.
CUCGUCAAGCUGCCCGUACUUAUAACCCCUGGACCCAUGCCCUCAUACAACCACCGCGCCGCUCGUUGAAUACUUCGAGCACACUUCUGCACCAGGCACCAACGCAUGUACAACGGGAUGUCCAGCGAGGCUGACGGUUGUUUCGCCGCGAUAUGCGGCUUGUGCUGUGUCGGCUUGACUGGCUGCUGCCAAGCAUGGUGCGACACCAAGCGAUGGGGCGCAGGCGGGUGCGGCGGCCAGCGCGGGUGCUGCGGGCCGUGCUGCAGCAAGUCGUUCGACGAGGACGGCUUCGAGCGCGCGCAGCGCGAGGAGGCGGAGCGCCGGAAGCGGGUGCAGGUGGACGCGCAGCCCGCGGCGACGCCGCGGAUGGUGCAGGCGCAGGAGGGUAAGACCCACACGUAGUUCUUGGAUCGCUGGGCGGCGUGCUGGUAUGGGCCGGAUCUUGGACUUGGUGUUUUCGGUGUACGACUCGGAGGAGUACGCUAUAUCUGCCCUAAUGUAUCUGUAAUGCACGUCUACCUUGGUGGGCCGUGAAACUGGGAGGUCAUCGUGCAUUGACAGCCCAUCAGGUUCAUCGGCUUAUCAAGGUUCGCGUGCCCUCGUACAGGCACUCGUGAGCUUCGGUGCGCCCAUGUAUUGAGAAACUCGUGGUAUACAGGUUCAGGGUAUCUCGGG